This is a messenger RNA of Cyprinus carpio (common carp), 1677 nucleotides long. RefSeq names its product fibronectin type III domain-containing protein 9-like. NCBI's taxonomy places the organism in Eukaryota, Metazoa, Chordata, Actinopteri, Cypriniformes, Cyprinidae. The record is from RefSeq and is a predicted model, not a curated record. Gene Ontology annotation, molecular function: protein binding.
AAUGAAUUCUAUGUAAAACAUUGAUGUGUCGUCUCCCCUUGCCCACUGCACUCUCUCUCACUCUCUCUCUCUCUGCUUUAUGUGCCGUCUGCUGUUCUAAUCAGAUAGAAGAGCUUUUCUGUGCAGCGGUGUGGAUGUGGAGCUCUUUCUGCAGGAGACCUGAGCCAUGCCAAACAGAGACAGCCACAGGUCACACUCUGAAUGCUUCAGGGGGAUUCUGUCUGCAACAGCGAGAUGAUCUAUAUAUGAAGUGACUCAUCUCAUCUUUUACGAUCCUUCAAAAUCAUUGCAUGUCGUGUCAAACUAGCCUACAUCAUCAAACUGUGUGUGCAUAAGAGACAAAGUUUCAACCUAAAAACAAACUCAACAUGACUAUCACCAUUCAAAACAUCACAGCCACCUCUGCCAUCGUCAGCUGGCCAUCAUCCCCAGGCUGCGUGGACACAUUCUACAGCGUCAUGUAUCACCCUAACUGGAACAGCCUGCUGAUGGGUUACACGCGCAAGAGCUUCCUGCGGGAGGACAGAGUUCCUGUGAGCCAGACAUCCACCAGUCUGGGCAACCUCAGUCCACAGACCACUUACAUCCUCUGUGUCACCUGCCAGUCCGCCAAUCCCACCAGAGAGCAGUGCCAGGUCUUCAGUACUCUAAAUGAGGGCACUGAACUUAGUGAGAGUGGCAGGGAUCUGGCAAUGGGAGUCUGGCUGGCCAGCAGCAUCCUGUUGCUGAUCAUUGCUGUGGCUCUGCUUUGGGGAUGUCUCCACACCAUGUGUCCAGCAAAAAGGGACCCAGAAAGAGGCAGCCAGUCAGGUCCGAACCCUCCACACCUGGCUCUGACCCCCAUGGGUGGGAACAUGGGAAGCGAAGGAAGAAAAGGUCUAUACAUGUCCGGUUGUGGGGGGGAAGACUCUCAGAACGCAACGGUGAUUGAGAAUCCUUUUAGAGCGGAGCACAGCAGAGAAAUGGCAAAGGGGCAGGGUUGUGAACUUCGAACACCAAGUAAUAAACACAGAUUUGGCCCCGGGUCAGAAUAACUAGGACACCAAAUUGUUACUUGGAUGCAUUGACCCCAAAAAUUCUAACUAUUAGAACUUACACAAUGAGGACAAUCACUGGGGUUGAAACCAUUUUGAGAAAAUGAGACUUGGACAGUCGAGCUGGGCUGAUGAGGUUAAAUUAGCAUUAAAAUGUCAGAUGAAAACAUCACUAACUUAUUAAAAAAGGAAACUGAAGGAGGCCCCUUGGCUUACAAUACAAUUCUACAAACUGCAGUGUUAUUUAUGUUUUUUUGGUAUAUGUCUACAAUGGUUCAAUUUGUUAGCAUUAUUAUAAUAAUUACCAUUUGAAAAUGUAUAUUUCUACAUAAUAUGGGUCACCUAUAAACACCAUCGUGUCUGUAGAGUAUAUGUCAGUUUAAAGUUAAAUACCACUGCCAUAUUGGUUUUGCAAGAGCCACUAAAACUUUAAAUUGUUUAGUGCACCUUUACCUUUAAUGGAUAUAUAAGUGUUUAUCGUCUUUGUGAGUUGAUAGUCUGUCUGUUUUGUGUUAGCUGAACUGAAAUUCUACUAUGCUUGAAAUGUACUGUGCCUACUCAUCUAACCUUGCUUAAUAAAAACAAUUUCCCUGUAUGUUAUGUUUGAGGCAUAAUGUAACUCAAGUGAAUGCUGGAGAUGUAA